Molecule: messenger RNA, 1315 nt
Organism: Olea europaea var. sylvestris
Lineage: Eukaryota; Viridiplantae; Streptophyta; Magnoliopsida; Lamiales; Oleaceae
Product: LOB domain-containing protein 41-like
Exons: 2
Coding region: 236-1105 (289 amino acids)
Biological process (GO): regulation of gene expression
Source: RefSeq, a predicted model, not a curated record
UUCCCCAAUUCCAUGAAUGUGGAAACCUGGUAUUUUCAAAACAAAAGCACCACCACCUACUCCGAGGCAACCGCCACGUCUUGCGACCCUAGUUUCUACUCCCAAACCCCAAUAACACAUGCAUCUCUCCUAUUAACACACAAAUAUAUAUACAUCAUCUGCAUAUAUCUCCAGCCCCAAUUUCUCGCUCUAAUUUUCUCAUCAAACACUUUUGUUUCAGUAAAAAUAAUCGAAAAUGCGGAUGAGCUGUAAUGGAUGUAGGGUUCUUCGUAAGGGAUGUAGUGAAAACUGUACCAUCAGACCUUGCCUUCAAUGGAUCAAAACCUCUGAUUCUCAAGCCAACGCCACCGUCUUUCUUGCUAAGUUUUACGGCCGCGCCGGCCUCAUGAACCUCAUCAAAGCCGGCCCUGAACACCUCCGCCCUGCUAUAUUUCGGUCAUUACUGUACGAGGCAUGUGGGAGAAUUGUGAACCCGAUUUACGGGUCGGUCGGGUUGCUAUGGUCCGGGAGUUGGCAGUUCUGCCAGAAUGCGGUGGAGGCGGUUUUAAGGGGGGAUCCGAUAACCCAAAUACCGACUGAUCUUGCGUCAGAGAAUAAAAAUGGGCCGCCUUUGAAUGCCUACGACAUAAGGCAUGUGAACAAGGAGGAGAACUUAUCCGGGUCUAAUGAUCUGCACCGGGUCAGGACCCGAUGCAGGUUUAAGAGGUCGAGUGUUCGGGCGAAGACGAAGAGGGUGUGGGCCGCCGGAUCAGGAGAGGAAUCGGGUCAUGAGGAAGUCAAUAGGUCGCCAAGCCAUGAGUCUUCUUUGAGCCAUCAGUCUGGGGCAGCCGAGCCUGUUUUAGAGAGGGAGAGUCGGGAGAGGCAGGAGAGUCAGGAGAGUGGGAGCUUGGUUUCCGGGGAGACUGCUGAAGCUGACUUGUUCGGUAGAGCUCAGCCGACUCCUGAGCCGGCUAGUAAUGAUGACGAGGUUGCUGAAAUGGAACUGGAGCUGACUCUAGGAACAGCGCCAGUUAAAAACAAUGUCAAGCCGAAAGAAACGCAACAGAGGAAAGCGGCUGAUAGAGUUUGUAGAAUGGAGCUGGAGCUCGAUCUUCCGGCUUUGUGAGGAGCCGAUAAAUGAUGAUCAAUUUUGACGGCUAAGAUCAACUGUUUCAUUGGUUGUUCUUUGUUUUGGUGUUUUCUGUAUCACCUUUUCUUUUUGGUCUUUGAAUGGAGUUAAUUAUAGUUAAAGUACUUUCUUUUUUCCGAGAGAUGUACAAAAUGUUAUACAUAUGGUACAAUAUUUUUAAUAACAAAAGUUGACUUGGUCAAGAAA